Molecule: messenger RNA, 422 nt
Organism: Drosophila eugracilis
Lineage: Eukaryota; Metazoa; Arthropoda; Insecta; Diptera; Drosophilidae
Exons: 1
Coding region: 48-338 (96 amino acids)
Source: RefSeq, a predicted model, not a curated record
GGCAGCUGUCAGUAAUGGAAAUUUAAGCAAGUUUGGCAAACACAAAUAUGAAAUUAAGCGUUUUGUUUAUCAUGAUGCAGUUGCUGCUGCUGGUGGCCAUACAAGCGAAUGACCUUUCACUGGAUCAGCAGGAGAUGUCAGUCAGCUUGCAGGAUUUGCAAAGGGAGCUGGCGAAACCAUGGAGCUCCAAUCCAUGUAUCAACAAUUGCCUCGAGGAGAUGGGAAGCUUGGUGGAACAACCAGGCGAAUGUCAGCAGUUCGAGCAGCAAUUCGACUGUACACUAUACUGCAUGUUUGUGGGUCCCAGUCCCAGUUCCAGUCUCCCUAUUAAGCCAUAAAGUGUAAAUGCAAAUACGCACAGGUUUGUUAGCCAUUAAACCAAUUAUAGCCAUCCGCACGUUGCUGCCAAUAAAAAACCCGUU